CUUUAUGUUUUGCGGUUCUUUUUGGUUUUAAAUCUACUCCUCUACUUAAAAAAUUCUACAAGCUGUGACUAUGACAUCGUUUUCGGCCCUCCUAAUUCUAAUGACGAUGCGUCUCUGUCCACGCACUCUCUCAGUGCGGGAUGCUCAAAUGUUCAGCUUCCCGCAGCGUAUUAUCAAUUAUGGCCUUCCAAUAUCUGCAAACCCAUUUGCGUUCUUAACUGUGGAAAUUCCCAUCCAGUUCAAUCCAUCAGCUAAAUGUGCCCAGUGUCGUGGUGACACCAGGGUUCCGUAUGGCCAACGUUUCCUUGACAGGGAAGGAAAACCUUACUGCGCUACAAGGAAUGACAAAGAAGGGACUCGGAUGCUUGCACUAGCACUAGCAGCUUUAUCCAUUGUGGCUGCAUUGCUGUUGCUGUUGGUUUUCUGCUUAAGAAGAAAGCUUUUCACCCUUACUAUAUGUUGCUUUUGGAACAAAGCUCUAUCAACUGGUGAAAUAAUCAUUGUCUCCUUUUUGAAGCAACACGGUUCUCUUCCAACCAGACGGUACAAAUAUUCUGAGAUACAGAAGUUCACUGAUGAUUUCAAAGUCAAAUUGGGACAGGGAGGAUAUGGGACUGUGUAUAAAGGAAAUCUACAAGAUGAUAGUCUUGUUGCUGUCAAGGUUUUAAGUGAAGUGAAGGGAACUGCAGAGGAAUUCAUCAAUGAAGUUGCAAGCAUUAGUAGGACAUCUCAUGUUAACAUUGUUAGUCUUGUGGGAUUCUGUUUUCAAGGUUCCAAAAGAGCUCUAAUCUAUGAAUUUAUGCCUAAUGGAUCCCUUGAAAAGUUCACAUGUGAGGAAAAUUCAACUGCAGGUGGUCGCCAAUUGGAUUGCAUAAGUCUGUAUGACAUUGCAGUUGGUGUAGCACGUGGAUUAAGUUAUUUGCAUCGAGACUGCAAUACCAGGAUAUUGCAUUUCGACAUAAAACCUCAUAACAUACUACUUGACAAAGAUUUUUGUCCAAAGAUUUCAGAUUUUGGACUCACUAAAGUAUGUCCAAGAAAAGAGAGUAUUGUUUCCAUGUCGUGUGCAAGGGGAACUAUUGGAUUUAUUGCUCCCGAGUUGUUUUCAAGGAAUUUUGGUGGAAUAUCUCACAAGGCAGAUGUCUAUAGUUACGGAAUGAUGGUUUUAGAAAUGGUUGGAGGAAGAAACAACAAAAAUGUCCAAGUUGAUCGUUCUAGUGAGCUGUAUUUUCCGGAUUGGAUUUACAAGCGACUUGAACUAGAUGAAGAGUUAGGAUUGCGGUGUAUCAGAAAUGAAAGCGAUAGGGAAAUAGUGAGAAAAAUGACAUUGGUGAGCUUGUGGUGCAUACAGACUAAUCCUUCAUCUCGUCCAUCAAUGAGUAAGGUGGUGGAGAUGCUUGAAGGAAGUUUGGAAUUAUUUGAAUUGCCGCCUAGGCCCUUUUUUAGUUCUUCUCCAACAUCUCCAAUUAAUUGCUCAAGUAAUACAUCUGAAAGUUUGUAGAAAUUGUUUUACCUGUUCUAGUCUACUUUACUUGUGCAAUCUAAUUAAUAUAUAACCACUGGUUAUUUCUUCCUGCA
This is a messenger RNA of Arachis stenosperma, 1578 nucleotides long. Its product is annotated as LEAF RUST 10 DISEASE-RESISTANCE LOCUS RECEPTOR-LIKE PROTEIN KINASE-like 2.1. Gene Ontology annotation, biological process: protein phosphorylation. The coding region runs from base 71 to 1501 and encodes 476 amino acids. Gene Ontology annotation, molecular function: ATP binding; protein kinase activity. The transcript has 3 exons. The record is from RefSeq and is a predicted model, not a curated record. Lineage: Eukaryota; Viridiplantae; Streptophyta; Magnoliopsida; Fabales; Fabaceae.